CCCUACCUUUCCUUGGUAGUAUGUAUUUGUAUGUAUCUAACAGAGAAAGAGCAAGAGAGAGAGAGGGAGCAUCAGCCAACCAUCGCGCAGGUGCCUUGCCCAAGGAACUGUCGUCAGUUCUUCCUAGUCUUUAGUUUCUUAAUCUCUUAGUUUCUUGGUUCCACUCUUCACCUGGGCACUCUCUCUUCGUCAGAGUUUCUGACCCGAGUCUUUGGAUCCAUUACUUUCUCUCUAACUCCCUCCUCAAUGUUGUUGGCAAAGUGCCUGCCUCACCAGCAGACACCACUUUUGCAUCCUAGUUCUGACUAAGGCUGUCCUUGUUCUCCUCGUUUUGUCCUUCUCAAUAAGAGGAGCCUCUCCUCUGGGACGCGCAAAACUCCGGAAGGUGACGAUCCGCGCUUCUUAAUUGCAAUUAGCCAUGCAGCGGGUUUCCGCCCUCCUCCCGUGGGAUCGAAGUAGAUCGAGUACGAGUAGCGUCAACGGAAAUGGCAGUAUAAAUACCCAUAUCCGUAAGAAUAGCGCCGACAUCGUUCGCGGAUGGGCCGAUAAGAUACCGUCCCCGGUCAACCGCCUUAGCACCUCUAGACUUGGCCGGGACGCUUUCCUACCUGCGACGUUAGACAAAGAAUGCGAUAAGGCUGCUCGCAUUUUAAAGUCAUUCUGCAGCGACGGCUUUUCCACCCCAGACGACCGACCCGGGAGUCCCUCCACGUAUUCUAGCACCCAAUCGUCGCACAGAUUCCUGAAAAAGAUACCUCCGAGGAUAAUACAAAAUACCGUCGGGCUCGCGAUUUUCACAUCGAUGCGGUCUGGAAUAUGGACAUCUGGUUCUGGAGGUAGCGGCAUCUUAAUCGCACGUAAAACCGACGGCACAUGGUCUCCGCCUUCUGGGCUCAUGCUUCACACGAAUAGUUUACGUUUUGUCUUUGGUGUUGAUGUUUAUGACUGCGUCCUUGUCAUCAACAAUUUUACCGUACUUGAGGCCUUUGGAAGGCCACGGUUGACGCUUGGUACGGAUGUUACUCUAACUGCUGGUCCUCUAGUCGCUUUGGGACUACUUGAGAACGAUGUUACAUGGGCCGAUUUAAGUGACCGAGCAAUUGUAUAUGUGAAAGCGAAGGGUCAGAGUACAGAAGUCAAGUUGGACGGUACUGUCAUAAGUGAGAGGGCCGAUGAAAAUGAGAGGUUCUAUGGGAUGAAAAUAGGUGUCGCAAAGAUCCUAGCAGGUGAUAUCAACCAAAGUUUGCCUCAAACACGGCCUCUUACGGAAAUGCUCAAAGCUGCCGAGGGGAGGACAGAUUACGAUACGGCUCUCGUGGAGCAACUGGCUUCCCAGCCAGCCCCAAGCGAUGCCACACUCGAGUCUCCGAAUACAGCAACUCUGUCGCCUGCAUUCGGAGUACCUGACAUGGAGGAUCCAGACCCUUUUGGCGUUUUGGCUCUCGAAAUGGCUGGAAUGGGUAUCCGCGAAGCUGGCACGCGACUAAGACCUGACAGUAGCCAAUUCGAAUACGCCCCUAGUCCGACGAGUCCUUUCUUUCCUAGAGCCGGCCGCCAGAGUGUCGACACGUUUUUAUCUCGAAGCAACAGGGGAAGUUACAUGUCUAACAAGACAGUAGCUACCGAGCGAAGCCAGAUGACUGAUGCCGGCACUCAAACAUAUUUCGCAACACCUCAGACCACUCCAAGUUCAAGCCAAAGUCAAAGUGAGGAUGGGAACCCGCCACAAACGAUCGAGGAAAUCCCCGAAGCAAAGGAACCCGUCGAGGUCGACUACACUAAAAUCGACAUUAGCGCGCUACGGAGCCUUUCGAAUUUCCCUGACUUAGAUGACGAGCCCACAACGACGAUUGCGAUUAAAGAGGAAGAGGAAGAUCAAGACUCAAGCAACAAAGCCAACGAAGAGACCUUAAAGAGUACGGGUACGCAGAUUGAAGAUGACAGCGGCGAUGCAGAUGAUGAGGCACUGGAUGAGGGUAACGAUGAUGACGGUGAUGACGAAGAGGAGGAAGACGGUGACGAGUCCGAUAGCGAAGCAGAGGAGGAGGCUGUUGUCUUCGAAGUGGCUACGGCCCAAACACCAGCUCGUUUAGCGAUUGGUGCUGCCCGAGUUAACAUUCCUGCUAGAGUGCCGCCUCCACUUCCCCUCCGAAGUCCCGCUCGUUCGUCUCGUAGAAAGAGUCAGAUGGGUGACGUCAGCGGUUUAGUGAGUAGCCCACUCAGGCAAGAGUUUGAGCUCGAAGCCGAGGCCGAGGAAGUAACCACACCUAAGGCUAAAGACCAUACGCUCAAACCUGUGGAAGCAAUCGACGAGGUAUCUUCCGAUUAUAAAACAGUAGACGAAUCCAACGAGAGCGCGGAUGAUUCUAAGAAGGCCGACGAUUCAGCGACCCCAGCUCAAGAAUCGAGCGAUGUUGAUGAUCACUCUCCCGUCACCGAUACACAAUCUCCACUUACGGAGAAAGCCACGGUUGGAACAUCACCAGUGGCCAAAGAACAUGCAGGCUUGGAGGCCAGCCGCGAUGUAUCCGUCUCGGCUGCCUAAGGGUGGGCGGUGUUAUUUUCAACCUUUCCUUAACUGACGAUAAUGAUACGUUUGGAGUUCUGGGAAAAGCAUAUGGACGGUUCAACGGAGGAUGAGAUACCACUAUGAUCAGGGAACGAUCGGAUUAUAGGUACGAGGAAUAUUCUUGCACGGCACUCAAUGCGUGAAGACGAGCGUUAGAGGAAAAGAUGUCUCGAGGAUGAGACGAAGUGGUCGUGCAUGACAAUACCCCUGAUAUGUAUAUUUAUUGUUUAAUACAUUGUACCAACUUGCACUCAUCGAGCAUAGUUCAUAGUAGAAGGAUAGAGGGAAGGUAUUUGUAUGUAUGUACGUAUGAAUGUAUUUAUAUCGGUUUGAGGGAUUCUGAAGGGGAAUAGCCAAUCUAUAUGUAGGUAACUUUGUAUGUACUGUCGGAUAAUUAAUUAAAGCGAGGUAUAGUUAUUUGAGGUAACUACGACGAAGGAUAGAUAGUAUUGGUGGAUGGGCCAUUACCAUAAUUGACCAGAUUUUACUUUUAGAAAAACGUGACUCCUACAGUUUAUUUCUCCCGAUAUCAAUCCGAAAGCACAGUAAUUGUCAAUUCUCAGUUUUUACCAAUUCAUUU
Messenger RNA from Hypoxylon trugodes, 3149 nucleotides. RefSeq lists its product as uncharacterized. Bases 419 to 2545 code for a protein of 708 amino acids. NCBI's taxonomy places the organism in Eukaryota, Fungi, Ascomycota, Sordariomycetes, Xylariales, Hypoxylaceae. Gene Ontology annotation, molecular function: phosphatidylinositol binding. The transcript is spliced from 2 exons. The record is from RefSeq and is a predicted model, not a curated record.